AGCGGGCACAGACCGGUUGCGGGACGCCGCGCGUGUGCGAGCGGCCGCCGAAGGCCCGUCCCGGCCGCGUUCCGCUGCCCCCGGGCCGGGUGAACCCCUCCGCGCAGGCUCCGGCCGGUCCCCGGCCCGCGCCGCCCCAGCUCGUUGGGUCCCAGGCCCGGCGCCGCAGCCGCCGGGCGCGCACACGGUUAAGGGCGGCCGCCCGCGCCGCCGGGCGCACAUCUGGCAGGGGGAAGGGCUGCGCCUCGUCCCGCUCCGCCGCUGCCUCCUGGAAAGUGCAUUUCCGCCCGGGCCGAGGCGCGGAGGCGGCUGGAGCGGGACGCGGCCGCUGCCGGGGGCGCGGGAUGCUCUAGGGCAGGAAAGGCAGCGCCAGGAGGGAGCGGCCCUGCCCCAGAGGUGCUGACACCGAGUUGCUGCUCUUGGGCAUCCAUGAGAGGCAGCUGAAGCCAGGCUGAGGUGGAGCAGCAGCACGUGGCCCAGGGCUUGGACAGUCAGGCAGAGACUGCUGCUCCACUCCACCUUUGGCUGCCCAGGCUGUGCUGUCCCCCUCAGCCACCCCUGGCAUCUCACAGGGCACGGACUCAGCAUGGAGGGGCUUUGGGCACUCGGUGUCCUGCUGCUUUCCUGCCUGCUGGUGCCCUGCCCUGCGGGCAGCCAGACCACUCCCAGCCCUGACCAGCGUUGGCAGAUGGACCCCGAGGAGGCACCAUCCCAGCACCGUGCCAGGCCUGUGCAGGAGCAGGAGCCCGGCGGUGCCCAGGAGGGGCUGCACUCGCGGCCCCGCUGCGUUCGCUGCUGUGAGCCGCCCAGCCCACACUUCUCCUACCCCCCCUACCAGCCCCUGCCUCAGAUCAACAUGACCAUCCUGAAAGGUGAGAAGGGGGAUCGUGGUGAGCGAGGCAUGCAGGGCAAGUUUGGCAAGACAGGGGUGGCCGGCAGCAGGGGCCACGCAGGGCCCAAGGGGCAGAAGGGCAGCGUGGGGGCGCCGGGUGAGCGCUGCAAAAGCCACUACGCAGCCUUCUCGGUGGGCCGCAAGAAACCCCUGCACAGCAACGACUACUACCAGACCCUCAUCUUUGACACCGAGUUUGUCAACCUCUACGACCACUUCAACAUGUUCACGGGCAAGUUCUACUGCUACGUCCCCGGCAUCUACUACUUCAGCCUCAACGUGCACACGUGGAACCAGAAGGAGACGUACCUGCACCUGAUGCGCAACGGGGCGGAGGUGGUGAUCCUGUACGCGCAGGUGAGCGACCGCAGCAUCAUGCAGAGCCAGAGCGUCAUGCUGGAGCUGCGGGAGCAGGACGAGGUCUGGGUGCGGCUCUACAAGGGCGAGCGCGAGAACGCCGUCUUCAGCGACGAGUACGACACGUACGUCACCUUCAGCGGCCACCUCGUCAAGUACAGCGGCGACCCCUGAGCGCCCGCUGCCCUCCGAGUGCCCCCUGCCCCUCAUCCCCUGGGGAGGGUGUCCCCGGAGCCCCCGCUGCCCCCUCACCCCGGGCACUCCUCCCGCCGUGAAGCUGUUGGCCCUGCUGUGUACCGCUCCCCGAGCAGCGUGUGAACAUCCCCCCCAGCUCCCAGGCCCUGUGUCUGGAGGGGUUGGAGCCACUUCCAGCCUCCGCUGCGUUUGCUUCCCCAGGGCUGGCAGGGAGCUCAUUCACCCCUGUGCCCUUCAGAGCUGGUUUGCUGGGGCACAAGCACCCCUGGCACUGGCUGUGAGCUGGUGCCAGAUGAAUGGGUUUGGCUCCCAGUGCCCCGGUGCAAGGCAGGACAGACACGUGCACUGUGUUCCCCCCUUUGCCUGGCUUGCACUGUGCUGAGCUCUGCAGGCUCCUGCUCCUGGAAGAGGGCAGAAAGUGCUCAGCAUCCAGCAGGAAAGGAAAUAAAACCACUAAGGGCUCUUUUGCUGAGCUGGGCCCCAAGGCACAACACAGUGCUGGGUGCUCUCUGGGCUGAUACCUCCCCUAAGCACUCCCACGAGGUGUGAAUUUCAUCAGCUCCCCUCAGCAUGCCCUGUCACAGUUCCCCCAUCACAGCCUCUGCUCGGUGUGAGCUGCAGAGGGGGGCUGGCUCCCCUCCACAGCCACUGCCGGGCCCUUCAGCCCCAGCCACUCCCUCUGCACUCAGAUAUCUGCUGGCCAGGCUUUGCACUUCUGUAGAUGCAAUAGCAGAGCGAGGCCUAGGGCAGCCUGCUCGCCCUUGCUCUCUGUACAGCUUGUGACCACAUUAAACACCCCACAACUUCCAGUCCUACUCACA
Messenger RNA from Colius striatus (speckled mousebird), 2265 nucleotides. RefSeq names its product C1q and TNF related 1 (gene C1QTNF1). NCBI's taxonomy places the organism in Eukaryota, Metazoa, Chordata, Aves, Coliiformes, Coliidae. The record is from RefSeq and is a predicted model, not a curated record. Gene Ontology annotation, molecular function: protein binding. The transcript has 5 exons. Bases 587 to 1423 code for a protein of 278 amino acids.